AUGUUGGAGGAAGAGUACGCUGAGAUCCUGCAGAAGUUCAACGAUCGGCAGGUUGAGAUUGAAAAGAAGAGGCAGAAAAUAAAGCGUUGGCUAGCUUAUCGACACAAGAAGCUUCCCAACUUAUCAAAAUCCAAGGAUUCGCUCCCUGAUACCGAUGAUCCCGCCGUCAUCAUGCUGGCUAGACUGACAGGCAGCAGCCUUUCAAAACCUCGGGUUCCGAUCGCCUACAACAUGUGGGGCCGUUUCAACAAACAGAAAAUCAAUGACGCCUAUACCAAUGCACAUAUCUACAAGCCGCUGCCGAAGAAUCUGCAAGCUGCAGAGCGCACACGAAUCACAAAGAAUCUAUUCGACGCAUUACCCUUGCCUGAGCGCAAGAAGUACAUCGAGAUGGCCAAGAAAGAAGGUGACGAGAAGUUGAAGGUGUGGAAGGAGAAGCUGUCUAGUGCUCCAUCGACAGACCCAGAGGAUCGACAGAGGUGCAUUGCGGCCCUUCCAAUUUUUAUGCAACCAAUUUUGGACCUCGUUCACGGACACACCAACAUGCAGGCCACCUUUAUGGUGGGUGGACCAGAGCCUGCAGAUGGAGGUCGUUUGAACAUUAUCAGCAUGCACGCCGGCUCUGUCAAAGGGCCAGUGCAGAUGAACUUCGGUCAGGCAGAGAGGGAGGGAUUCCAAGGGGUCGUCACUCCCCUCUUUGGCCGCUAUCUUAGAAAGUGCUACACUAAAUCGGAAUGCCGCGCUCAAGCCCUUCCAUCAUCCGACCCCAACUCUCUUCUCAAUCUGCUCAACGGCAAUCAAAUCACAGUACACAGGGCUGAUUGGGACAUGGACGACCCAUUGGCUUUGGGCCUCGCUUCCAACGUAUCGGCCCUGAAGACUCCCAGCUUACCGCCCUCUCGCGAGCAUACGCCUGCCCUUGACUCACCGGCCCAGGACGAAUCCCCUCCUUCUACCCCACCACCUGCAGUCAGCCUCCUUGAACGUUCUGUGCCUGUCCCCUCUUCCCCUUUCCCCUCUGAGCGCGCAGCGUCCCCUCCUCCGUCUCCAAUUUCCUCACCCCCUCUGCCAGUCGCCUCUGAAACGGCCGUUGUUGUAGAAGACAACGCUAUUGCUGGUAAAAAGAGGAAAAAGGGCGCUUCUGUUGGUGCGGCAGCGGCAGGUGAUCACGAAAGGUCGGCUUCUGUGAAAAAGAGGAGGGGGGCAUUGUUGGACCAGACAACAACCGUCAAAGGGGGGAAGAAAUCGAAGUCGGGCGUCAAGGCUGGGGCUCGAGGUAGUAACCCAGUCCCAGUGGGGAAGGAGCUGACUGUGGGACUGAGCUCAACGCCAAGUGACCCCUCUAUCCGACCUUCUGCAAUCAACGUGGAGUCGUCAACCUCUCUUUUGCCCACCCACACCACCUCCUCCCCUGCUUGGUUCGGCCCAUGUUCAACAAUGCUCCGUUCGAAGGAUCUGGGCCCUGAGUGGCUCAAAAUGGUUGGUCUUUGGGAGGCCUUUGAGCGACGGCACGACUUCAAGCCCACGAACAAGCAGCCGAACCUCUCCAGCUCCAAACGUCCUCCCUGCAUAGGGGAAUGGUUGAAGAAUGCACGUCGGUCAUCAUGGCGUCCCUUGGUGGAGAACGCGGUCAAAUUCGAUAAAGAUUUCGACGCAGACUUUGGCGCAUGGUGGGGUGGUCUUCUGCGAGCUCAGUCGGUAACGUCAGUCAGGGAUUGGUCGCCCAUUGCGAAGCCUGGCGUGAACGGGCUUCUGAGUGUGGUUGCUGCCCUUUUCUUUUGGGGUGACUCCUGUGGUCCAACGUCGGCUUGGAGGAAACACAUGGGGGAAGUCGUGGAGGCAUUUAAGGCCUUAGUCAGCGAGUAA
Laccaria bicolor S238N-H82 is the source of this 1866-nucleotide messenger RNA. RefSeq lists its product as uncharacterized. Bases 1 to 1866 code for a protein of 621 amino acids. The record is from RefSeq and is a predicted model, not a curated record. Lineage: Eukaryota; Fungi; Basidiomycota; Agaricomycetes; Agaricales; Hydnangiaceae. The transcript has 5 exons.